Molecule: messenger RNA, 1042 nt
Organism: Drosophila arizonae
Lineage: Eukaryota; Metazoa; Arthropoda; Insecta; Diptera; Drosophilidae
Gene: swif
Product: swift-tuttle
Source: RefSeq, a predicted model, not a curated record
AAAAUUCGUAUUCGGUCAUGGAGCUAAAUUUCAGAACGUUUCGUCUGCUGUCCCCGCACAGAAGCUUCUUGAAAGCAGCUGGCAACUGUUUCGUGAGGCUUCGUUGUUUAUCUGGCGGCCGGAAUCCGCCCGCCGAUCCGCCCUGCCAGCACAAGGAUCCGGACUGCCAUGCCGUCGACGACCCAUGUGAGUCGGCACGCAAUGUCUUCAAGCACGUGCUGCCCUUCGAUAAAAACAUGCAGCGACAGCGGCAGCAGAAUCUGCUCGAGAGGCCCUGCUGUGUCUCACGCUUGGCGGCCAAGGCGCCCUGUCCGGCCCAGCCCUGCCCCUGGAAUAAGCGCAUCCGGGAGCAGGAUGUGGAGAAGCCGCCGUUUCGGUCCAUGUGGGAGCCACACUUCGGUCCUGCGCGCUCGAACUGCAAAGGCCGCUUUCCGCGCUUCGAUGCCAUCUACUACGAGCCGUCGGACAAGACCCGAAUGUAUCAGCGCACCUGGAGCGAAUGUCCGCCAGUGAAGGAGCGCCUGAAGAAGGUGUGCUGCCUGGAUGGCAUUCAGCCGCCAGAGGUGCUGAAGCGUGUCAAAGAGCCCUGCCCCCUCGUGACCUGCAGAUUCGACUAUUCGCGCAUGCGCCACAUCUGCGAGAACGCCAUAAUCGACCCGACCUCAAAGUGCUGCAAGAUCCACUGGCCCUGCUGCAAGCCGGCGCGCUGCACCGUGGACUGUCGUCCCACCAGAAAGAGGGAGCACUGCAAGAGGCUACGAGCGCCCCAUCCCUGCUUCUCGGACAUGUACCGAGUGGCCAGAGCUCGACGCUCUAUUGAGUGCCCCCUGGGCAACUGGUCAAUGUGCGAGGGCAUUCGGCUGCAAAUCAGACGCGAUACCUACGGCCUAAAGGGCUCUUACUGCUAAAGCCGGCAGCUAUGACCAGGAUCCAUGUAUGAACUCAGUCCGCAUGGCCUGACAACACCACUGAUCCUGGACAUGGCUGUCAAUUAGCAGGCGAGCCCAGCCUAGGCUAGCCUUAAUUCCCAAGUCGAGAGUCU